Molecule: messenger RNA, 1041 nt
Organism: Colletotrichum karsti
Lineage: Eukaryota; Fungi; Ascomycota; Sordariomycetes; Glomerellales; Glomerellaceae
Exons: 3
Coding region: 1-1041 (346 amino acids)
Molecular function (GO): zinc ion binding; oxidoreductase activity
Source: RefSeq, a predicted model, not a curated record
AUGAAGGCCCUCGUGUACGGCGGCAACAACUCCGUCGCUCUCCAAGACAAGCCCCUCCCAGAGCUCGUGAACCCCUCAGACGCCAUCGUCAAGAUCCUCAAGACCACGAUCUGCGGCUCGGACCUGCACAUCCGCAAAGGCGACGUCGCGACCUGCGCGCCCGGCCGCACCCUGGGCCACGAGGGCGUCGGCGUCAUCCACAAGACCGGCGCCUCCGUGUCCCGGUACAAGCAGGGCGACAAGGUCCUCAUCUCGGCCAUCUCGAACUGCGGCACCUGCGAGUACUGCCGUCGCGGAAUGUUCAGCCACUGCACCACCGGCGGCUGGGUCCUCGGCAACACGAUCGACGGCACCCAGGCCGAGUACGUGCGUAUCCCGCACGCCGAGUCGAGUCUGCAUCCCGUGCCUGAGGGUGCGGAUGAGGCGGCGCUGGUGAUGCUGAGCGACAUCUUCCCGACGGGGUAUGAGUGCGGCGUGCUCUGCGGAAAGGUGCAGCCUGGCGGUACGGUUGUUGUCGUUGGCGCUGGACCGGUUGGGUUGGCUUCCAUCAUCACGGCGCAGAUGUAUUCUCCGUCCAAGAUCAUUGCGGUUGAUAUGGACCCGAAUAGACUGGAGGCAGCGAAGAAGCUUGGCGCGACCGAUGUCGUCGAUAGCUCCAAGGGCACUGCUGUUGCUGACAUCAAGGCUAUGACGGAGGGUAAGGGCUGCGAUACUGUCAUCGAGGCCGUCGGUAUCCCGGCGACGUUUGAUCUCUGCCAGGAGUUGCUUGCACCCGGUGGGGUGUUGGCCAAUGUUGGUGUUCACGGAACCAAAGUGGACCUUCACUUGCAGAAUCUCUGGGACAAGAACGUUGCCAUUACCACUAGACUUGUGGACACCACUACAACGCCCAUGCUGCUCAAGCUUGUCCAGUCCGGCAAGCUGCAACCCUCUCAGCUGAUUACUCAUCACUUUAAACUCAGCGAGAUGGAGAAGGCGUAUGAGACGUUUGGUGAAGCUUCCAAACACGGUGCUCUCAAGGUCGUCAUUGAUGUCGCCUAA